Molecule: messenger RNA, 912 nt
Organism: Toxotes jaculatrix (banded archerfish)
Lineage: Eukaryota; Metazoa; Chordata; Actinopteri; Toxotidae
Gene: sf3b6
Product: splicing factor 3b, subunit 6
Exons: 4
Coding region: 108-485 (125 amino acids)
Cellular component (GO): ribonucleoprotein complex; nucleus; cytoplasm
Molecular function (GO): mRNA binding
Source: RefSeq, a predicted model, not a curated record
GUUCGUCACCAGUUGGCGACCGCUGCCAUUUUGACGUUAACAGGGAAGAGCUGGGAAACUGCGUGUUCGUUGUUCAUCGGCCUUUUUAACAUAUACAUCAUUUCACCAUGGCUAUGCAAGCAGCGAAACGAGCUAAUAUACGAUUACCUCCUGAGGUGAACAGAAUCCUGUAUGUUAGGAACCUUCCUUACAAGAUCACAGCUGAGGAAAUGUAUGAUAUCUUUGGGAAAUAUGGACCAAUACGUCAAAUCAGAACAGGGAACACACCUGAAACAAGAGGAACAGCCUACGUAGUGUAUGAAGACAUCUUUGAUGCCAAGAACGCCUGUGACCACUUGUCAGGCUUCAACGUCUGCAACCGUUACCUGGUGGUUCUCUACUACAAUGCAAACAGAGCUUUCCAGAAGAUGGACACAAAGAAGAAAGAGGAGCAGCUGAAGCUUCUAAAAGAGAAAUACGGCAUCAACACAGACCCUCCAAAGUAGCGUUCUGGGGAACUCCCUGUCCCGCUCCCUUUCCCCAAGUCCAGAAUUUUUCUUUUUCAGUCUGUACAGACCAGACAUGUUGUGUCAGGGCAUUGAGUUGUUGUGCACCAGUCACAAUGAUUGCUGUUUCUCAAAAUUCACUUGUCAGUUUGAUUUUUAGGGCUAUGAUAACAUUUUUUUGUUAUUUUUCUGUCAAAUUGAUUGAUGGAAGAAGCUCUUAAGCAACAAACAAAUUUUACCAGGAUUUAGACAGUGACUGGUCAAAGUAUUCUCCCUGGGUAACACGUUUUAUUGUCUUUUUUUCCAAUCUCAUAUUUCUACAUAGUUAAUUUAAAUCCAACCAUGGCCUGCAGUGUGUGUUCAGUUGAUCAGUUAUGACUUUGUAAUGUUUAAGGUCUCUGUAAAAUAAAUGUUUCUUUUCUAAAAA